Molecule: messenger RNA, 1188 nt
Organism: Cornus florida
Lineage: Eukaryota; Viridiplantae; Streptophyta; Magnoliopsida; Cornales; Cornaceae
Product: axial regulator YABBY 1-like
Exons: 7
Coding region: 240-893 (217 amino acids)
Biological process (GO): regulation of shoot apical meristem development; polarity specification of adaxial/abaxial axis; abaxial cell fate specification
Cellular component (GO): nucleus
Source: RefSeq, a predicted model, not a curated record
GCAUAUUCUACUAUACCUAUUAUAUACCACAUAGACCGACCUCCCAUUCUAUAACUCAUUUCUUUCUAUAUGUAAACUCCUUUCUUUCAUAACUCAUAAUCAAGAGAAAAAGCAGAUCCAAGGAGCCAUCUAUCUGAGUGUGGUUUGAUCUGUCAACCCAUCAAUCAAUCAAUCAAUCAAAUCAAUCACUCAAAAAAUCUAACUUUUUUGAAAACAUACAACAAGGGAAUCAAAGAAAGAUGUCCUCCUCAUCCUCAUCCUCAUCUCCCUUGUUAUUGGACCAAUUCCCUCCCUCCGAGCAGCUCUGCUAUGUCCAUUGCAACAUUUGCGACACUGUUCUCGCGGUGAGUGUUCCUAGCACAAGUAUGUUCAAGACUGUCACGGUUCGAUGUGGUCACUGCGCCAAUCUCUUGCCUGUAAACAUGCGAGGAUUGCUUCUUCCUUCAGCUAACCAGCUUCACUUGGUUCACCAAUUCUUCUCUCCUAAUUCCCAAAAUCUUGUGGAGGAGAUGCCAAGCCCCACCCCAAACUUUCUGAUGAAUCAGACGAACCCAAAUGACUUCGCCAUGCCAGCUCGUGGAGGACAUCAUGAUGAGCUUCCAAGGCCCCCGGCCAUUAACAAACCUCCAGAAAAGAGACAGAGAGUCCCCUCCGCCUACAACCGAUUCAUCAAGGAUGAGAUUCAACGCAUCAAGGCAGAAAAUCCUGAUAUUAGCCAUAGAGAAGCCUUCAGUGCUGCUGCAAAGAACUGGGCUCACUUUCCACACAUCCACUUUGGUCUCAUGCCUGAUCAGAGGGUGAAGACCACUAACGUGAGCCAACAGGAAGGAGAAAAUGUUCUGAUGAGAGAUGGGUACUUUGCUUCGGCUAACGUGGGUGUCUCUCCGUACUAACAAGUGAAGUUGUUAGUUUUUAGGUCUCUCUCUCAUUCUCUAAACUUGUAAGAGUUUUCAGUUUCUAAUUGAGGGCAAAAAAAGAGAUUUUGAGAGAUCUAGAUGCUAUAAAGUCUUUUAACAACUUUAAUUUCUUCCUAUCUAGCUAGCUAGCUUAAUUAUCUGCCAAUGAAGCUCUUUUAGUGUGUGCUUAUAUUUCACUACGUACUACAAUGUUCUUCUAAACCUUAAAUUUUAUGUGUACGUUUCCUUUGAAGACUUCAAUUAUGCAUAUAUGUUUCACAUUUCUUUCUAA